Amblyraja radiata (thorny skate) is the source of this 1917-nucleotide messenger RNA. Its product is annotated as protein FAM187B-like. The transcript has a single exon. The record is from RefSeq and is a predicted model, not a curated record. The coding region runs from base 22 to 1281 and encodes 419 amino acids. Lineage: Eukaryota; Metazoa; Chordata; Chondrichthyes; Rajiformes; Rajidae.
CGACGACAUCACCGAAGCAAGAUGUGCGGCCACUCGUCCCUGCUGUUGACACUGGGCCUGUUGACCCUACUCAGCGGUUUGCCCCGUUUCCUGAGGCAGCACAACAGGGGCAAGGCCGAUUGCUCAGGCUCGGCCCCCUGCUCCUUGGCUUUCCUGUCUGACAACCCGCUCAGCCUGCGCUGCCCAGCGGCGUCUGAAGCAGUGGAAGGCACGGUUUACUGGCAGUAUCUCGACCUCAGGCAACCUCAUGCCGAGCCCCGCACCUUCGCCGGACCCCAAGGCCUGAGAGUGAACCGUGGCCCACUGGGUAAGCUGGGCAGCCGCUCCACCCUGCUGGGCGGCUCCUUGAUAUUAUCCCAGGCUCAGACAUCUGAAUCAGGGCUGUACAUCUGCAGGUCGGGCUCGUCCACCCUGGCCGCUUACCAGGUGGAUGUGCAGGACUCGUCACUGCUUCACGUCUCCCACCGGGCCUUGGGCCAGUCCACGCUGGGGAACCGGAGCCUCAGGCUAUCCCCGGGCUCCGUGCCGGGCUCAGGGUGCAUCAUCUGGCUCCACACCCGCUGGGGACCCUGGCAGGACUGCGACAGGUGCGGGGCGGUGGGAGAACGGAAAAGGGUGGGCUUCUGCUACGCCACGUUGGGGGGAGAUGCUGAAGAGGAGGAAGAGGAGGAAGGUGAUACCUUGCCCUGCGGCUUGAUGGAAUACCACUUGGGACAGGCCUUGCCCCGGCGCAGCGCUGAGCUGCAGUUUGAGACCUGCCGGCGGGCGUGCGGGCGGGAGGUGGAGAACACGGGCACCGUGGAGGUGGCUGGUGCCGGGAAUUGGUGGCAGUGGAGUCGAGAGACGGCUUUCGACUGGCUGGAGCCCCGCUCGCUGUUGAUGGAGUCGGUACAUCUCCACGUUCACGAGGAUGCCCGUUUGACCUGCCCCGGCGCCUCGGUGUACACGCCCGCCUCCUGGCAGCGCGGCUCCACCCCAAUCACCCGGCUGGAGCUGUUGCGGGCCCAAAGCAGCAACGGGAACCAUUGGCUAGACGACGAGACGGGCGGUGGGGUCUACCACAUCAACAGGGUGCAGCCAUCCGACCGGGGUGUCUACCGCUGCUGGGUGCGAGGGCGGGAGGUCGCCACCUUUCACCUUGAGCUGCACAAGCCGCUGCCCAAUCUCCGGCGCAUCACCCGGCUGCUGGUCUGCGGCCCCAAAAUCUUGGUCACCUCCUGCGCCCUGGUGUUUGUCAUCAUGGCACUGGCCGAGAUGCUGCGCAGCAUUUGGUGCGAGUAACCGUAAAUCCUCCUCUCGCCCCCACUGUCCUUAACCGCCUACCCCCGCAGAAAGCAGGAGUGGUUGUUUGUUGAGCAACUCUAACGUUGGGUGCAUUGAGACCCUGCGCCUGUGCAGAUGUAUGACACCGGGAGAAGGAGGAGGCUGAAUUGAGUUGCACUGAAGGGACUGCAAAGCAUCACGAGGGACCAGGCUGCACUGGCACCACUUGCAUUUGGCAUAAACAGGACACGCGGUGCAGCUGGGCUUUAUUGGAAGGCGCAGAUAUGGUGCUGGACUGCGUCGGCCCAACUGGGUAGCACUGGGACAUGCCCAGCUACAUUGCAAGGUGCCACAUUGCCUUUACGCAGGUGGGCUACCUUGGAAAUAUAUACAUGUCGUGCAUUGGAGAGAUAGGAUGAACGUCGUUGGUGCUGCAUCAGAGUACCCGUUGCAUUGGCGUUCGUCACAUUUGGUACACCGCCAUUAUCACCAAUGGACUGAUUAUCGCUACAGAGCUGCUCUCGGAACACUUGGCAAUGAACUGCACUGGUGCGCUUUCUGCCACGAAGGCACAAAGACCUAAACCCGCUCAGCCGGAACUACUUUUUUAAAAUAUAUAAUAGUUUUAUUAGAAGUGAUGUACAAUAAUAUAAG